Molecule: messenger RNA, 1317 nt
Organism: Urocitellus parryii (Arctic ground squirrel)
Lineage: Eukaryota; Metazoa; Chordata; Mammalia; Rodentia; Sciuridae
Gene: Gja3
Product: gap junction protein alpha 3
Biological process (GO): cell-cell signaling; visual perception
Cellular component (GO): gap junction; connexin complex
Molecular function (GO): gap junction channel activity
Source: RefSeq, a predicted model, not a curated record
AUGGGUGACUGGAGCUUUCUGGGGCGACUACUAGAGAACGCACAGGAGCACUCCACGGUCAUCGGCAAGGUGUGGCUGACGGUGCUGUUCAUCUUCAGAAUCCUGGUGCUGGGGGCCGCAGCAGAGGAGGUGUGGGGUGACGAGCAGUCCGACUUCACCUGCAACACCCAGCAGCCUGGCUGCGAGAACGUGUGCUACGACAGGGCCUUCCCCAUCUCGCACAUCCGCUUCUGGGUGCUGCAGAUUAUCUUCGUGUCCACGCCCACCCUCAUCUACCUGGGCCAUGUACUGCACAUUGUGCGCAUGGAAGAGAAGAAGAAAGAGAGGGAGGAGGAGCUGCUGAGGAGGGAAAACCCGCACCUGGAGCGGGGUCAGGAGUCUCUAGAUGGGGCUGGCUCUCAGGAUAAGACUGCGGUGCGUGAUGACCGAGGCAAGGUGCGCAUCGCUGGGGCGCUGCUGCGGACCUACGUCUUCAACAUCAUCUUCAAGACGCUCUUCGAGGUGGGCUUCAUCGCUGGGCAGUACUUUCUGUAUGGCUUCCAGCUGCAGCCGCUCUACCGAUGUGACCGGUGGCCCUGCCCCAACAUGGUGGAUUGCUUCAUCUCCAGACCCACCGAGAAGACCAUCUUCAUCAUCUUCAUGCUAGCGGUGGCCUGUGCCUCUCUGGUACUCAACAUGCUGGAGAUUUACCACUUGGGCUGGAAAAAAUUCAAACAAGGAGUGACUGAUCAUUUCGGCCCAGACACCUCCGAAUCCAAGCUGGUGGCCGCAGAGCCAUUGCCGCUCGCUUCCCGCCCACCCACGGUCACUAUUGGAUUCCCACCUUUAUACACGCAUUAUGCCUCUCCCCUGGGACAGGCCGGCGAAGCCGGGUACCCCGGAGCCCCGCCACCCGCAGCAGACUUCAAAAUGGUAGCAUUGAAUGAGUCACAAGGGAAGGGCCACCCUGCCAAGCUCUACAAUAACCAACACCUGCUGAUGACAGAGCAGAAUUGGGCCAACCAAGCGGCUGAGCAUCAGACUCCGGCGCGGAAAGCCUCCUCCGCAGCGUCCAGUCCCGCAGCCCCAAGCCCCGCAGGCAGCAACAGCCAGCGGCUCCCACCGGAGGCUGGGCAGGGGGGCACCGCACCCCAGCUGUUGGAGGACCGGAGCGGCAGCAGCUUGGAAGAGAGUGCCUUGGCUGUGACCCCCGAAGAAGAGGAGCAGGCCUUGACCACCACAGCAGAGAUGCAUGAGCCUCCCUUGCUCCUUACAGACCCAGGAAGGUCCAGCAAGGCCAGCAGUGGGCGGGCCAGGCCAGGUGACUUGGCCAUCUAG